AUUCUUAAAACCCAGCCGACGAAGACAUUGCCGCCGUUUCUCAGCUUCGAUUCAAUCAUUCUCUACUUCUUCAAUGAUAGCUCAAACUAAUCUUUCUGGGUUUUGUUCAAACCCUAAAAAUCUACAUUUUCCACCACAAUCAUCUCCAAGCUUCAUUCGCUCCCCACAAAUUGUAUCUUUCAAGAGUAUCUCUAAUCCUACAAUUCCAAUUAACGUAUCGUCAAAAAGACUCUUACAAUGUAGUAGUAUUUCACAAAGCUCAGACGUUUUCCCUUCCGAUGUGGAUGAAUCAGCCGGUGGUUUAAGAAGGAAAAAGCUUGCUGUUUUCGUCUCCGGUGGGGGAUCAAACUUCCGGUCAAUUUACGAGGCUACUGUUAAUGGGUUAGUUCAUGGAGAUGUGGUUGUUUUGGUGACAAAUAAACCAGGUUGUGGAGGGGCAGAAUAUGCUAGAGAUAAGGGUAUUCCAGUCAUUUUGUUUCCCAAACCGAAAGAGAGUAUUUCAGAAGAUGAUCUUGUAGAUACUCUAAGGCGAUACGAGAUUGACUUUAUCAUUUUAGCUGGAUAUUUGAAACUUAUACCAACUGAACUGAUUCGUGCUUACCCGCGAUCAAUCUUAAAUAUCCAUCCUUCACUUCUUCCGGCUUUUGGAGGAAAAGGAUUUUAUGGGAUGAAAGUGCAUAAUGCAGUUAUUAAAUCUGGAGCAAGAUUUUCAGGUCCUACAGUUCAUUAUGUGGAUGAACAUUAUGAUACUGGUAGAAUUCUUGCUCAAAGUGUUGUACCUGUUCUUGCUGAUGAUACUGCUGAUAAGCUUGCUGCUAGGGUUCUUCAUAAGGAGCAUGAAAUGUAUGUGGAUGUAGUAGCUGCGAUAUGUGAAGAACGGGUAAUUUGGAGGGCUGACGGUGUUCCUAUUAUAAGGAGUAAAAACAAUCCCGACGAGUAUUGCUAGUCACUUUUUUAUAGAGUAAUUAUGUAAGGUAUUAUAGUAACUCAGUGUUGUUCUUUAUUUCUCAUGCGAUUGUGGGGGAUUUUCUUUUUAAACUUUUUGUUUGUUUGUACUUGGUUAAGAUGAAUCUAGUUUUGGUUUCAAUA
Impatiens glandulifera is the source of this 1089-nucleotide messenger RNA. RefSeq names its product phosphoribosylglycinamide formyltransferase, chloroplastic-like. Lineage: Eukaryota; Viridiplantae; Streptophyta; Magnoliopsida; Ericales; Balsaminaceae. Gene Ontology annotation, cellular component: chloroplast; cytoplasm. Gene Ontology annotation, biological process: 'de novo' IMP biosynthetic process. The record is from RefSeq and is a predicted model, not a curated record. Gene Ontology annotation, molecular function: phosphoribosylglycinamide formyltransferase activity. The coding region runs from base 74 to 946 and encodes 290 amino acids. The transcript is spliced from 5 exons.